This is a messenger RNA of Drosophila sulfurigaster albostrigata, 853 nucleotides long. RefSeq lists its product as uncharacterized. The transcript is spliced from 2 exons. NCBI's taxonomy places the organism in Eukaryota, Metazoa, Arthropoda, Insecta, Diptera, Drosophilidae. The record is from RefSeq and is a predicted model, not a curated record. The coding region runs from base 50 to 712 and encodes 220 amino acids.
AGAUCAGUUCUUAGACGGAUCUCAAACAGAAUAGUUGUCAAAAAUCGCAAUGCAUAGUAAUAUUUCGAUAGUGUUAGUGUUGCUUCUUGGCUGCUUUAUGCAGACAACUUACUCAGAGGAUCCUGCAACUAAUGAACCCACAACAAUUGCGCCGGCAUUUUCCUGCACUACACACAAUGGAUUAGAAACCGAUCUAGAAGCUAUCGCUGGCUAUUGGUAUGAGGCUGCGCGUGCAUCCGAUGUGGAUGAUGCCCAGUGUCUGAAGUACUCCAUUGAAGCUACUCCCGAUGGUGAUAAUAGGAUUAACAUCAAAUUGGAGUAUGUGAGCACCGCCGAUGGGAAGUGGGAAACUGAAAUAGAUUCAGCUCUCCUUCCCUGGGACGAUAACGCCAAGAAUGGAAUUUUUAGCUGGACCAAUGACGAGACAUCUGAGACGUCUGCCACCUUCAAAAUGGUUUCCAUGGAUAACUCCUCUUAUGCAUUCCUUUGCGGCUACAAGGGAAUCGAUACUGUACCGCUUUUCAAGGUGCUAACACGUGAGCGAGCGCUAAGUAGUGACCAAAAGACUCUUAUUGAAGAAAAAUUUAAUGAUCUUAGUCAAAAUGAGUCAUUGGUCUGGGUUGAACAGUCAGAGCAAAAAUGCAACUCCGCAAUGCGCUCUUUAGGUCAAACACUUUUAGUUUUGCUUUCAGCUCUACUUAUUUUUCAAUAGUUCAACUCGACUAAAUACUUAGAAUAUCAGAUUAAUUCCAUAAUGUUUUUUUUACAAUUGCACAAAAUAUUUGAAGCUCUACGUUUUAAAAAAUCAUAUGACACAUGCAAUAACAUAUCUUCUUCUUAAAAAAGGUUCCUC